This is a messenger RNA of Oryctolagus cuniculus (rabbit), 2709 nucleotides long. RefSeq names its product ariadne RBR E3 ubiquitin protein ligase 2 (gene ARIH2). NCBI's taxonomy places the organism in Eukaryota, Metazoa, Chordata, Mammalia, Lagomorpha, Leporidae. Gene Ontology annotation, molecular function: ubiquitin-protein transferase activity; zinc ion binding. The record is from RefSeq and is a predicted model, not a curated record. Gene Ontology annotation, biological process: protein ubiquitination.
CGGGGACAGCUCCGCCGGAGGAAGCAGCGCGGGCCCGACCGGCGUCGGCCCGCCGCCUCCGCCGACGCUGCGCUGCGAUCCCACCGCGCUGGCCGGGCCCGAAGUGGUCUGGCCUGUUUGGGCUCAGCGGCCGCAGGGCCGCGGUUUCCGAUGGAAAUCAUAUGACAGAAUACUUGGAUGACAUUUAUUUGAAAGAUCUUCAAGAAUUACAGAAGACAAAAAAACACUAAUGCGUUUGAGAAAGCGGUAAAUUUUGGGGGAGGGGGACAAAGCAACUGCUUUCCGAUCUGCAACUUGGCUGGAUGCUAAGAUGUCCGUGGACAUGAAUAGCCAGGGGUCUGACAGCAAUGAAGAGGACUAUGACCCAAAUUGUGAAGAGGAGGAAGAGGAAGAGGAUGAGGACCCUGGGGACAUAGAGGACUAUUAUGUGGGAGUAGCCAGUGAUGUGGAGCAGCAGGGGGCCGAUGCCUUUGAUCCUGAGGAGUACCAGUUCACCUGCUUGACCUACAAGGAGUCCGAAGGCGCCCUCAACGAGCACAUGACCAGCUUAGCCUCUGUCCUAAAGGUAUCUCAUUCAGUUGCUAAACUUAUAUUAGUUAAUUUCCACUGGCAAGUCUCAGAGAUUUUGGACAGAUACAAGUCCAAUUCUGCUCAACUGCUUGUUGAAGCCCGAGUUCAACCUAAUCCAUCAAAACAUGUCCCCACAGCCCAUCCCCCUCACCACUGUGCAGUGUGUAUGCAGUUUGUGCGGAAGGAAAACCUACUUUCUUUGGCCUGUCAGCACCAGUUUUGCCGCAGCUGCUGGGAGCAGCACUGCUCAGUGCUUGUCAAGGACGGCGUGGGUGUGGGAGUCUCUUGUAUGGCUCAGGACUGUCCACUUCGUACACCAGAGGACUUUGUGUUUCCGUUGCUUCCCAAUGAAGAACUGAGAGACAAAUACAGGCGCUACCUCUUCCGGGACUAUGUGGAGAGUCAUUACCAGCUCCAGCUGUGUCCUGGUGCAGACUGUCCCAUGGUUAUUCGAGUACAGGAGCCUAGAGCUCGCCGAGUGCAGUGCAAUCGGUGCAACGAAGUCUUCUGUUUCAAGUGUCGUCAGAUGUAUCACGCCCCCACAGACUGCGCCACAAUCCGGAAAUGGCUCACGAAGUGUGCAGACGACUCUGAAACGGCCAACUACAUUAGUGCCCACACUAAAGACUGUCCCAAGUGCAACAUCUGCAUUGAGAAGAAUGGAGGCUGCAAUCACAUGCAAUGCUCCAAGUGUAAACACGACUUCUGCUGGAUGUGUCUAGGAGACUGGAAGACUCAUGGCAGUGAAUACUAUGAGUGCAGUCGGUACAAGGAGAAUCCUGACAUUGUCAACCAAAGCCAGCAAGCCCAGGCCAGGGAGGCCCUCAAGAAGUACUUGUUCUACUUUGAGAGGUGGGAAAACCACAACAAAAGCUUGCAGCUAGAGGCGCAGACAUACCAGCGGAUUCAUGAAAAGAUUCAAGAGAGGGUUAUGAAUAACCUGGGGACGUGGAUCGACUGGCAGUAUCUACAGAACGCUGCCAAGCUCUUGGCCAAGGUCCCUUCUCUUCUCUCCUGCUGCAGUGUCGGUACACUCUGCAAUACACCUAUCCCUAUGCGUACUACAUGGAGUCUGGACCCAGGAAGAAGCUGUUUGAAUACCAGCAGGCUCAGCUGGAGGCUGAGAUCGAAAACCUCUCGUGGAAAGUGGAGCGUGCUGACAGCUAUGACCGAGGGGACUUGGAGAACCAGAUGCAUAUAGCAGAGCAGCGGAGGAGAACCCUGCUGAAGGAUUUCCAUGACACCUAGGCUGGGACGUGGACGUGCUGGGGUGAGGAAGACGUGGCUGCAGGUCUCCUGACGGCCAUGCUGCAUGCUGCAGGCUCUGCCCUCACGACCCAGGCGGCAGCCAGGGCCCCACUCCUGAGAGACGCUGGCAACACCUCCUAGUCAUUUUACGUUUUCUUCUCAUCUUUUUGCUUUUUGUUUCUACCAGGGUAGAGGCCAUGUUGAAUUGGCCUCUUUUCAGGACUUUUAAUUCCCCCUGGAUGAUUGUUGGGAGGGAGGGAAAGUUUUUUCUGAAUGGCUAUUAAUAGUAUUAGAUCAUUACAACUUACGUAAUUUUCAGAGGUUGUAUGAUUAUACAACAAAAAAGGCAAACAAACCAUAGGAUAACACAAAGCCCUUUUUAAAAAUAAAUUGGCCUUGGAGUGUUUCACCUUCUAGCUAUUUUACUUAGAAUGUAACAUACUGCCCACCCAUCCUGCCUCAGAAUGUUUGUGCUGCAAGUGGGCCCCAGGGCGGCCAUCACUUUCCAGUUUGACAUGUUUAACCACCAUUGGGUCCUAAGGGGAAAGCAUGGGUGACACAUGGUGGGGGGUUGAGGAGGCCUGCAUAAUGGGCAUGGGGUCACAUUCAGGCCCCCACCUUCCCUUGGCAAUAAGGAGACAGUUAAAAUUGAGUCUUCUUGCCAUGGGGUGUCGUCACCUCUGGUGGCGCUUGUGCCUGUGGGCUCAUCUCUGUUCUUGAAAGUGAGGUUUGCCUGGGUCUGACUCCUGAGGCCAGAGCCCACAGGAAGGUUGUAUCCUCCACACAGGAGACACAGGUUCAGCAUGGUGCUUCCUUUUGUCUCCUAAAAUACAGAUCCACUUUUGAGGGGAGUUGUUGUCCAAAAUAAAUUUGCUUUACUUGGGUCCCUUA